Molecule: messenger RNA, 1800 nt
Organism: Apis florea (little honeybee)
Lineage: Eukaryota; Metazoa; Arthropoda; Insecta; Hymenoptera; Apidae
Source: RefSeq, a predicted model, not a curated record
GAAUUUCAUGGCAUAUAUAUAAAUGGGGUAACGCUGUUCCGCGUGAAAUUGUGUCAAAUUAAAGCGCGGAAGGAUGGCGAAAUUCGCUCUUCUAUUUUGUCUCGUUAUUUUCUCUGCCUAUGGCAGCUCCCAGAUUAUUCCUUCGUUCUUCGAUCCGAUGAAGAAAGUGCAACUAUAUGAAAAACAUGUUAUCGAAAAGAUCAACGAUAUCAUUAAUAGAGCGAACAAGAUCUUUCUUCGGCCCAAAGAACAAGCUAAGCAGCUUGUAGAAGAGAUGAAAAAAAAGAGCGAGAAAGUAAACACGGAAGCAAAAAAUUUUGUCAAUAACGUAUUAAAAAAUAUGGAGUUUGAAUUAAAAAAUCUAAAGAAACUAAUAAGUGGGGCUAAUGACUGCAACGCACAAGAAGAACAAUUGAAUCAUUUAUUUGAUGAAUUCAUGAAUUUAACUGCUAAUUGUACUUUAAGAAAGUUGAAUGAAGCGAUACGUCUUACGGCUAAAAUAAAUAUAAAAUCUGAAAACUUAAUAAAUGAUCUCAAUGAUAUUAGUACGAACGCAGCACAGUGUGCAACAAAAAAUCAAUUUCCUAUUGAAAUCAUGAAUUGUUUAAAUGACGCACUGAAUAAAGCAACACGAUAUUCACUCGUGAAUAUUUUAGAAACUACCAAAGAAAAUGAUUAUACCAUUACACUUAUUAUAAAACUGAAAAUAUCAUUAAAAAGUUGCAACUUGAACGAGGUAAAAGAUAUUAUGAAACAAAUUAUUACAUUAAGAAACCAAAUUAAACAAUGUUACAAAAAUCGAUACACAAGUACCUCGAGACAUUCUUCUAAAAGUACAACGCAACCAACGAUUGUCACAGAACCUGUCACUCGUACAUCGAGUACAAGUAAACCUAGCACAGAACAAUCAAGUAGCACAGAAGGAUCGUCUAGCUCUAGUACAGAACAAUCAAGUUCAGAUAGCACAGAACGACCAGGUAGUUCGACUACACCGCAAUCAAGCAGUACAGGAGGAUCGUCUAGCUCUAGUACACAACAAUCCAGUUCAAGUAGCACAGAUGGAUCAUCUAGCUCUAGUACGCAACAACCAGGUAGUUGGACUACAGGGCAAUCAAGCAGCACAGGAGGAUCGUCCAGUUCUAAUACACAACAGUCAAUUUCAAGUAGCACAGAAAGACCAUCUAGUUCUAGUACACAAUCCACUUCAAGUAGCACAGGAGGAUCGUCUAGCUCUAGUACACAACAAUCCAGUUCAAGUGGUACAGAACGACCAGGUAGUUCGACUACGGCGCAAUCAAGUAGCACAGGGGGAUCGUCUAGUACAGAACAACCCAGUUCAGGUAGCACAGAAAGACCAUCAAGUUCUAGUACACAGUCCACAUCAAGUAGCACAGGAGGAUCGUCUAGUUCUAGUACAGAACAACCAAGUUCAACUACAGACGUAUCAGUCACAACAAUAAUAUAUACAGACAAGUCCUCGAAUAGUACAGUGGAAAUAUCUACGGAUGUCACUGCAAACUCCUCGAAUGGCACAGUGAACAUAUCUACUAAUAUCACAGAAGGGUCCUCUCCAAACGGAUCUAUUGCUACCACACCAAUCUCAAAUACCACUUUGCCUCCUUGUACAUGUUUUAAUUAUGGUUAUUAAUUUAUUCCAUUAUAACAUGAAAAAUAUAUAUUUUUUUUUUUGAUUGAAAGACACAUAUAAUUAUAUUUAUUUGUAUAUUGGAUGAAUUUAUUAAUCAGUUGAUAAUUGAACUAUAUGUCAUUGUUCAUAAUAAAUUUUGAACUAUUGAAGUA